This is a messenger RNA of Vidua macroura (Pin-tailed whydah), 3796 nucleotides long. RefSeq names its product trafficking protein particle complex subunit 14 (gene TRAPPC14). Gene Ontology annotation, biological process: cilium assembly. Gene Ontology annotation, cellular component: TRAPPII protein complex. Bases 1739 to 3754 code for a protein of 671 amino acids. NCBI's taxonomy places the organism in Eukaryota, Metazoa, Chordata, Aves, Passeriformes, Viduidae. The transcript is spliced from 11 exons. Gene Ontology annotation, molecular function: alpha-tubulin binding. The record is from RefSeq and is a predicted model, not a curated record.
CAUGCGUGCCGGCGUUGCCGUACGCAUUCACCAGACCGCACCCGGAAGCGCUGAACGGGCCCGGACCGGAGCCGGGACCCCCCCUCCCCCCCCCCCGGUAACCCCGGACCGGAGCCGGGACCCCCCCACCAGGACCCCCCGGUAACCCCGGGACUCCCCCGAUAACCCCGGACCGGAGCCGGGACCACCCCGCAGGAUCCCCCGGGACCCCCCGGUAACCCCGGAUCAGGCCUGGACCAGGCCCGGGAGCCCCCCCCGGUAACCCCGGGACCCCCCCAGGACCUCUCGGUAACCCCAGACCAGGCCCGGGACCCUUCUCCGGUAACCGAGGAUUCCCCCUGGACCCCCCCGUUAUCCUCCCGGUAUUCCGGGAAUUUUCAAUUUUGGGAUUUCACCCCAAAAUUCCCGGGAUUUUACGGCCCCCCCCGCAAACCCUUCAUCAUCCUCUCGGUAUUCCCGGGAUUCUCCCGGGAUUUAAAUCCCAUUAUCCCCCCAAAAAAGCCCGAAAAUUCCCGGGAUUUCCUCGGGAUUUAAGGCCCCAAAAUCUGCGGGAUUUUCUCUCGUUCUUCCCCACGGGAUUGCCCCAAAAUUCCCGGGAUUUCCUCGGGAUUUAAGCCCAAAAAUCCCCCCAUAUUCCUCCAAAUUUCCCGAAAAUUCCCGGAUUUUUUCCGGCAUUUAACCCCAAUAUUCCCUGGAUUUAACCCCCCGAAAUUCCCGGAAUUUUUUUCGGGAUUUAACCCCCCCAAAAUUCCCGGAUUUUUUCUGGGAUUUACCUCCCCCGAAAAUUCUCAAAAAUUCCCGACAUUUCCUCAGGAUUUAAGGCCCAAAAUUCCUGGGAUUUAAUCCCUCCGAAAUUCCCAAAAAUUCCCAAAAUUCUGCUAGGAUUUAACCCCGAAAAUUCCCAGAUUUCCCCCCUUUAUUUUCCCCCACAUUCCUUUGGUAUUUAACCCCUAUUUUUCCCAAUAUUCCCAGAAUUUCCUCGGGAAUUUAACCUUCAGUUCCCUCAGGAUUUACCUCCUUCAUCCCCACAUUUCUUCCCUGUAUUUUUCCCUCAUUUCUCCCAGUUUUUUCCCCCAAAUUUCCAAAAUUCUUUCAGGAUUUAACCUCUCAAUUCCCAGAUAUUUUCCCCGUAUUUUCUCUCCUAUUUUUCCCAGUUUUUUUUUUCUCAAUUUUUUUCCUCAUUUUCCCUCCUAUUUUCCUUUUUUUCCCUUUCCCCCAAUUUCCUCCCUAAUUUCCCUUUCCCCCCCAUUUCUUUCUCCAUUCCCCAUUUUCCCUCCUAUUUUUCCCUUUUUUUUUCCCAAUUUCCCCCCCAAUUUUCCCUCCUAGUUUCCCCAAUUUCCCCUCCUAGUUUCCCCCAUUCUUUUCUCCAUUUUUCCCUUUUUUCCCCUCCACUUUCCCUCAUAUUUUCCCCAUUUUCCCUCCACUUUCCUUCAUAUUUUCUUUCCACUUUCCCUCAUAUCCUCCCUAAUUUUCCCUCCAUUUCCUCUCAUAUUUUCCCCAUUUUUCUCUCCUCUUUCCCUCAUAUUUUCUCUAUUUUUUCCUCCAUUUCCUCUCAUAUUUUCCCCAUUUUUCCCUUCUCUUUCCCUCAUAUUUUCUCUAUUUUCCCCUCCAUUUCUUCUCAUAUUUUCCCCAUUUUUCCCUCCACUUUCCCUCGUAUUUUCCCCAUUAUUGCCCCCAUUUUCUCUCCUAUUUCCCCCAACUUUUCCCUCAUAUUUCCCCCCAAGUUUCCCCCUCCGCCAUGGAAUCCCAGUGCGAUUACUCCAUGUACUUCCCGGCCGUUCCCUUCCCGCCGCGGGAAUUCCUGGCGGGAGAAUCCUCGGGCUACCGCGCGCUGCCGCGCCGCAACCACCUGUACCUGGGCGAGACCGUGCGCUUCCUGCUGGUGCUGCGCAGGAACCCCGGGAAUGCCGAGAGGAACCCCGAGAGAACUCCCGGGAAUGCCGAGAGAACUCCCGGGAACAACGAGAGAAUUCCCGCCAACUCUGAGAGAGUUCCCGCCAAUCCUGAGAGAAUUCCCGCCAAUCCCGACGGAACUCCCGCCAAUCCCGAGAGAACUCCCGCCCACUCCGGCAUGAACCCCGCCCACUCCGACAGUAACCCCGCCCGCUCCAGCGCAAACCCCGCCCACUCCGGCGUUAACCCCGCCCACUCGGACACAAGCCCCGCCCAGCCCGGCGUGGCCAGCUCGCCCUGGGCCCAGCUGGCCUCGUCGCUGUCGGCGCUGGCCACGGUCACGAGCGGGGACAGCCGGGCGCGGGAGGAGGAGGAGGAGGAGGAGGAGGAGCACGCCGGCAAUGCCGGGGAUUUCGGGAACGGCCCCGAGGAUUCCCGGGAGCCGCCGCUCUUCCGGGAGUGCCGCGCGCUGCUCACGCACUCCAGGGGCCCGCCGGGCUGCGGCGGGGCUGGGCUCCCCGUGGACGAUCCCAUCGUCUCCCAGGACGAGGUCAUUUUCCCCCUCACCGUGGCCCUGGACCGGCUCCCGCCCGGCACCGCCAAGGCCAAGAUCGUGGUGACCGUGUGGCAGCGGGACACGGAGCCCCCGGAGCUGCAGGAGGGGACAGGGCCAGGGCCAGGCCAGGUGACAAUGACAGGGACAGGGCCAGGGCCAGGGGGGUACCUGAGGCUGCUCCAGGGCCGCGCCCCCGGCCAGGUGUUCCGGCAGCAGCACGGGGCCUUCAAGGCACAAGUGUCCACGCUGCUGACGGUGCUGCCACCCCCCCGUGUCCGCUGCCGCCAGGUGACCGUGUCCGGCAAGUACCUGACCGUGCUCAAAGUGCUGAAUGGCAGCUCGCAGGAGGAGCUGUCCCUGUGGGACGUGCAGGUGCUGCCCAAUUUCAACGCCAGUUACCUGCCCGUGAUGCCCGACGGCUCCGUGCUGCUCGUGGACGACGUCUGCCACCACUCCGGGGAGGUCCCCGUCGGGGCGUUCUGCCGCGUCCCCGGGUGCCACUCGGGGUGGCCGUGUCCCCUGAGCGCCCUGGAGGAGCAGAACUUCCUGUUCCAGCUGCAGGCGCCCGAGCGGCCGCCCCGCGACGCCAAGGAGGGCCUGGAGGUGCCGCUGGUGGCCGUGGUCCGGUGGUCGACGCCGAAGCUGCCCUUCACCAACAGCAUCGUCACCCACUACCGGCUGCCGAGCAUCCGGCUGGAGCGGCCGCGCUUCGUGAUGACGGCCACCUGCGAGUCGCCCGUGGUGGCCCUGCAGCGCUUCACGGUCACCUACACCCUGCUCAACGACCUGCAGGACUUCCUGGCCGUCAGGCUCGUCUGGACACCCGAGGCCACCGCUGGGAAGGCGCGGGGCUCGCUGGACUCCGUGGUUUGCCACACGCCGCUCACCAACCUGGGCUACUCCCGCAAGGGCAGCGCCCGCACCUUCCGCGUGGCCUUCCAGGCGCUGCGGGCCGGCCUCUUCGAGCUGUCGCAGCACAUGAAGCUGAAGCUGCAGUUCACGGCCAGCGUCAGCAGCGCCCCGCCCGAGGCGCGCCCCGUGUCCCGCAAGAGCAGCCCCAGCUCCCCGGCCGUGCGGGAACUGGUGGCCGGACUGGGCCGCUCCCAGUCCUUCUCCCACCAGCAGCCGGCCCGCAGCCACCUCAUGAGGUCUGGCAGCGUGAUGGAGCGCAGGGCCAUCACGCCCCCCGUGGGGUCCCCCGUGGGACGUCCCCUGUACCUGCCCGCGGGUGACAAAGCCGUGCUGGCCCUGGACAAGAUCGCCAAGAGGGAGUGCAAGGUGCUCGUGGUGCCACCCGUCAAGUGACAGCGGGGACAGCUGGGACAGGGUGGGGACAGCGAGGGGACA